AUGGAGACGGAUAGUUCUCAAGAAACACCCACUCCACCCAGCGACGGUGUCAUCUAUACUCGCUGGGGUAACGAUGUAUGUCCUGAAGAUGCAGAACUCAUCUAUUCAGGAUCUAUUGGAGGUGCACGCUACACUCAUACUGGUAGCGGCUCUAAUCAUCUCUGCAUGCCGGACGAGCCUAUCUAUGACGAAGUAACAGCUUCCUCAGUCGAUGAUGGCCGAGCCCUACUAUACUCCUCUGAAUACGAAGUCAGUAAUGGCCCUUCACGCAUCCGACCGAUGCAUAACCAUUCUCCGACCUGUGCAGUCUGCAGGGCGCCCUCUGGCCGCACCAGUAAACUUAUGAUUCCUGCCCGCAACGUAUGUCCUUCUCAAGAGUGGCGUUUAGAGUACGCAGGUUAUCUUAUGGCAGAUUACCACGGAUACAAGAAAUCGGAAUUUAUUUGUGUGGACCGCGAGAUGGUUCCUAAAGCGGGGACGGGCGAGGAGAAUCAGAAUGGUGCGCUGUUGUACAUGACAGAAGUCCGGUGUCUGGCGGGAGGGGGCUUGGAUUGUGGAUCCUACAUCGAUGGUUACGAACUUACUUGCGCUGUCUGUACUAUCUGAAGUCCUACUUAUACAUUCCACUUCAUUCUGUGUAGUUUGACACAGUUGUCAGUUCUUGUCAUGCUUUUAGAACACCUUAGUUUCAUACACACAACAGUGAUAAAAUGUACACCUUAGUUUCACACACACACAAGUGAUAAAGUGUAAGCCUUAGUUUCAUACACACGACAGACUGUGAUAAAAUGUACAUUUUUGUUUCAUACACAUACCAGUAAUAAAGUGCAUUAAACCUUUGUUUCAUACACACAGUAGUGAUAAAAUGUCCACCUUAGUUUCAGACACAUACCAAUGAUAAAGUGUAGUAAACCUUCAUUUUUACACACAACAGUGAUUAAGUGUCUGAUCAAAUUAGGCCUGGUUUGUCGAUGGUUUUCUAAAUGUUGUAAUGCAUUGAAUUUCAUGGUAGAUUUUCUUUUCAUUCAGGAAAGAAUAGUUCCUUUUGCUAACCUGAAUUUUCUGAAACAAGUUAGCUUUCAUUUUUACAGCAGUAUGAUACGAAUCCCAUUGAUCGUUCAAUGUAUAU
Strongylocentrotus purpuratus (purple sea urchin) is the source of this 1129-nucleotide messenger RNA. RefSeq names its product short-chain collagen C4-like. The coding region runs from base 1 to 606 and encodes 201 amino acids. Lineage: Eukaryota; Metazoa; Echinodermata; Echinoidea; Camarodonta; Strongylocentrotidae. The record is from RefSeq and is a predicted model, not a curated record. The transcript has 3 exons.